AUGUUCCGCUCGACCCGGCCUCUGUUCAGCUACUCCGCGAGGGCAAUUGCCCAGAGCAAAAGCCCAAAAUGCCCCUCAAAGGCCCUUUCUACAUUGGCCUUGCAGACCAGCCGACCUAGGGCAAUAAUAUCACCAUUCAGCUUAGCCUGGCGAUCCAAGUAUUCGAGCAAGUCUCCCGUCCCGCCCGACGCAAUCGACAAGAAAGCCGAGAAAGAGAUUGGCCAGAAGAAGCUUGUCUCCGAUCCUCCUGCCGUUACCACCGAGUCCAGCGUCCGCCAUGUCAUUGAGCCUUCCCCUGCGUCGACAUCAGCAGCCGCCAAGGAGGAGCGAGACAUCAGCAGCGGCAUCACACAAGAUCUGAAAACGGUCAAAGAGACUCUCGCCCUGUCCAGCGUGCCCAAGGAACCCUAUUUUCUCGGUCUGGCAGGCACCCUUCCCUACCUAGCCACCUCAAUUUCCACUCUCUUUCUUGGAUGGAACGUGAGGACGGAAUGGCCAACUUCUUCCAACUUUGUGAACAGCUUCCUGCUCAACCCCGAGACUGCUGCCUCUUGGCUGGGCACCCUUGAGCAGAUCCAGCUCGGAUACGGCGCUGUCAUCAUCUCUUUCCUUGGAGCUAUUCAUUGGGGUAUGGAGUUUUCCGAAAAGAAACCCGAACACGACCGAACGCGCUUCCGCUACGGCAUGGGAGUGCUUGCGCCCGCCGCUGCCUGGCCCACCCUCUUCAUGCCCGUCCCAUGGGCCCUCACCUCCCAGUUUGUGACUUUCACCGCCCUCUACAUGGCUGAUACACGCGCGUCCACCAACGGCUGGGCCCCUAGCUGGUAUCCCACCUAUCGCUUCGUGCUCACGUUUGUUGUUGGUGGCGCCAUCUUUAUCAGCCUGGUCGGUCGCGCCAAGAGCGGCUCGGAGACCCAGCCUUUCGUCUUGUCCCGCAUUGAUGACCAGGUCGGCAAGUCAUUCUCAAAGGAGGUUGCGCAGCCCUACAGCCAGAACUGGGCCAAACUAGAAGCGGAGGAGAAGGCAAAGAACCGCAAGGCCAAGGAGGAAGAGGAACGCAAGAAGAAAGAAGAAGAGAAGAAGAGCAAGAAGGGAGGCAACAAGAAGGAGGACGGAAUGAAGGAUGAGAAACAAGGCAAGGAGGGCGAGAAGCAGGAAGAUGACAAGGCCGCCGAUGAGGGUGAUGACGAGGGUGGCGAUGACGGCGACGAAGAGUCUUCUGGAGACGAGGACCAGAAGGGCCAAGACAAGUCCAAGGACAAGUCAGAUGACUCCAAGGACAGGAAGUCUGACAAAAAGAGCAAAUCAAAGGACAAGGACAACAGCGAAAAGGAUAAAUCAGAGAAGGAUAGCAGCGAUGAGAAGCAGGACGAGAGCGACGAUGCGGACAAACAGGAAGAAGGCGGCGCAAAGAAGGACGACAAGCAAGGCAGCAAAGGGGAUGAGGGAAAGAAGGAAGAGAAGAAAUCGAAGAAAUAA
Messenger RNA from Thyridium curvatum, 1479 nucleotides. RefSeq lists its product as uncharacterized. The record is from RefSeq and is a predicted model, not a curated record. Bases 1 to 1479 code for a protein of 492 amino acids. Lineage: Eukaryota; Fungi; Ascomycota; Sordariomycetes; Thyridiales; Thyridiaceae. The transcript is spliced from 3 exons.